Lytechinus variegatus (green sea urchin) is the source of this 3923-nucleotide messenger RNA. RefSeq lists its product as uncharacterized. Bases 51 to 2654 code for a protein of 867 amino acids. The transcript has 17 exons. Gene Ontology annotation, molecular function: protein binding; RNA binding. Lineage: Eukaryota; Metazoa; Echinodermata; Echinoidea; Temnopleuroida; Toxopneustidae. Gene Ontology annotation, cellular component: SCF ubiquitin ligase complex. The record is from RefSeq and is a predicted model, not a curated record. Gene Ontology annotation, biological process: SCF-dependent proteasomal ubiquitin-dependent protein catabolic process.
UCGUCGGCGAUCUUUGCGACUGAACUUCUCUUGACAGUUCGACAAAGAGUAUGCCAAUUCACAAGGAUUCCAAAGCUGUUAUUACAGUAUGUGUGAUAGCAACUAUUGCAACACUAUCAUAUUACUUCUGGAGAUUGAAGAGAUCAAAGAAAGCUUCUUGUGACGGUCAAGAAAUAUUGGUUAAGACGCUGUAUGAAGAAUUUGAGGAGAAGGAGACCAUGGGUGACAGAAGGAAGUUGGAUCCCAUAAAAAGUAAGAGGAAUGAUGAUGGUGAUGUUCCUUCUAAUAAUUGUAUUAUGGGAGAUGAAGAUGACCAGUCCAGUGAUACCAAGAUCUUUGUAAGCAACAUCAGCUAUCAGGUCCGGACAGGAGAGCUUAAGGAUUUUUUCAGCUACUUUGGUCAUGUGACUCAGGUCAACCUCUUGAGAGAUCGCAACAGAAAGAGAUCAAGAGGAUUAGCAUUCAUAACUUUUCGGAAGAGGGCAGAAGCAGAGAGAGCUAAGGCUGCUUCUGACUAUGAACUUACUCUGGAUGGGAGGUUAAUGAAAUGCAGCAAUGUGCAGAGAAGGUCAAGGCAAAGCCAAAAGGACAAGAGCAAGGUAGCCUCCAGCCAUGAAUCCAAAGCUGAUGUAAUGCCACAGACUGUUAAAGAAGAGCCACCUUCCAUUGGGGAUGGGUAUGAAGGCAAGGUGUUUGAAGAUGAUUCUUUGGUCAAUAGUCUUCCUGAUGACGUGCUUAUCAAGAUCUUUAGCUACCUCACCAUGCAAGAAAGGAUUGCUAUUGAAUCAGUAUGCAAGAGAUGGCGAAAGGUGUGUGAAGCAACAUGGCUUUCUCAGUCUUCCCUUCACUUCACUAAUAUAUUCAAGGGAUUUUCAUUCUCAGAAGAACAAGUGGGCCCCACUGUAAUGACCGAUGCUAUCUUGAAGUCUAUUCUAUUCAAGGGUUGCUACAAUCUCAAACAUUUGGACAUCUCGGCCUCUCCAAGGUUUCUCUCUGUAAGAUCACUUAAUUGUAUAGGUCAGGUGUGCCGAGAGCUGAAGUCACUCAACUUGUCAUUCUCCAAGGUGGAUAACAACAGCAUCAAGACUAUCACCAAUGGCUCCAGGAAAAUUGAAAGGAUCAUUUUGAAAGGAUGUCAGGAGCUUGGAGAGAAAGGAGUCUGGUGGCUGUUUCACAAUUGUGAAAACCUGUAUCAUGUUGAUUUGACAGAGAAUCGUCGCGUUAAUGGAAAGUGCUUUCACAUCCUGAACAAGCACUGCAAGGUUGUUUUAUUGAAUGGCUGCUGUAGCGUUAAUGAUAAAGGAUUAGAUUGCCUCACAGCAAAGUGUGGAGAGAAUCUCCAGGAACUUGACAUCAGUGGCUGUAUGAUCAUUUCUGAUAAAGGUUUCAUCAAUCUCACAGUGAGAUGUAAGAGUCUACAGAAUCUAAAGAUGUGUGGUGUUCACUCCAAAGUGACCUCUGCUGGUCUGAAGACUCUGAUCAACCUGACAUCGUUGGACACCUUGCAUCUCACCUACCAUCAAGAGAUGAGUGAUGCGAUCCUUUCAGAAAUUGCUCGCCAUUGCACAAGACUGAGAGAACUCCGGAUAGAUGGAUGCAACUUCCAGGAGAUCACGGAUGUAGGGAUGCAAUCCCUGGCUCACUGCCCUUGUCUUGAGGUCCUCAAUAUCAGCUAUCUGGGAAAGGUGACCGAUGAAGGUUUUAAGCAUCUAGCUUUGGCAGGAAGACUUCAGACAUUGGUUGCUAGGUCUCUGCAUAUCACCGAUGAAGCUAUUGGACACCUUGCCGCUCACUGCCUGAGGCUUAGAGAGCUUGAUGUAUGCGGAUGUACUGCUUUAACCAUCAACUCUGUUCAGGUAUUCCUUGAAGCCAGAGAUACAAUGACAGAGGCCAUUUCACCUUUGACUCUUGACUAUGGAGGAACUGCAAUAACCAGGGAAUCUUUAGCAGAGCUUGGUGAUAUUGAUAAGAGUGUUACUGUAUGUCUACAGAACUUCAAUGCUCCUCCUGGUCAGCGCUUUCCAACUCUUACCUAUGAUGAACGGUUAGCAGAUGCAAGUGAUACCAGUGAAGAAGAUGAGGAGGAUUUUGAAGUGGAUGUUGAUCCUCUAGACGAUGAACGCCCUAUAUUGAAUCUUGCAGCGCAUCUUAAUCUCCCUCGGACCAGACAAACAAGGAACAAUAUUGAAUAUCUUGAGGUGCCUGCAGAAUCAGAUGAACCCUGGGAUGGCAUAGUGCAGCCAGAACCUGCUGAAUGUCAGGGUAGUGGCCCUGUUGUAGGUAACCCUGAACAGUUCAUAGAGGUUGGUCAGGAGACUAGUGGAGAAGUUCCUUUGGUUCCAGGCACGGACGGCAUAGAUGGAGCAGGAAACUUUCACCUGUCCCAAGCUCACCCGGAUGUCCAUUUGGGUGAUUGUUUGAAGGACAGUCAUGGGUUAUUGAACCCUGGAUCUGCAACUGAGUUAGCAGGACCUGCUGGACCAGGCCACUUUGCCCAUGCUAAUCCAGACCUAGCUCAGUUUGUAGACGUCGAGGAGCACCUGCUGGCAGGUGACCAUGGAAGGGGUGGAGACUGGGCAAUACCGGAAGAAGAUAUGGAUGAUUUCUUGGAUGCUGAUGACCCAGCUUACAUGAAUGAUUUGCUAUUCAGUUGAGAGAGGUCAGUCCCGUUACUGAUCAGAUUACUUCUAAGUGGAAAUGGGAGUAGCAAUGGCGGCAGAGUCUAUGGUCCCUUAGGAGUUCCUGCAGGUUAGUCUGAACGUGGGUGAUUUUGUGUGCAAAGUUGAAAUCAUGCGUCACCAGUUGGGAGGCAAUUAUUUACCAGAUCAUGGUAAACACUUGUACAAGUUGAGGCAUCAAUGACCACAAAAAUUGAGGCCUUUUGGAAAUAUACAAGUGAUUUUUCAGCAAGCUCAGUGAACGAUGCUGAAGUUUUCAUUAGAAGGACAAUCCUUCCAUAGAUCAGAGUAAAUGCAAGUAUUACGUAAAUAUUUAUGCUGCUGGUAACUUUAUUUUAAUACUUUGAGUGGGGAAUAAUAAAGUAUUCUUCAUUUCAAGAAGGAUGAUUCUCUAGCAUAGCACUGCGUUGGCAAGUGUAUCAGUUAAAGAGUUUGUCAACAUUCCAGCUAAAAUGUGUUUUUGAUGGCAGGUAUGGAAGGUGUUAUAAAGUUUUCACCCCACAAUGUAGUGAUGGUGACUGUGUAAGACCAGUGGUUAUUGUAUAAAGGGCUCAAAGUGGAAGAAUCAACAGAUUUGGCAGGAAACAAAGAGGAUGUGUGUUAGCUAUUGUAGUCUUUGGCUGCAGAAUACUCAUUUACCAUGCAUUGUUUAAAGGCUAUAAAAGUCUACUUCAACAAAUAAUAGUAGAUGAUUUUAAUAAAUUGAGAGAAAAAGCAAACAGGUAUAACAUUGAAAAUAUCAUCAAAAUAUGAUGUAUAUUAAGAUAGUUCUGACAUUUUGAAGUUGUUGUGUAGCCACACAAUACAUGCACAUCCUGGUUGUUAUGCAAAUGACGGAAUUGAUUUCAUCAAAAUCAGAUGUUAAACAAAGAAAGUAAUGACAUUUUGGCAUUUUCCUUAUUGCUGCAGAGCAUAUGGACAACACUGAUGAUAUAUGCAAUAUGAUGAUGUCAUAAAGGUUCAAAGUCCAAUGGUUUAUUUCCACAUUCUAACAUUCAUGCAAAUUUGAAACAAACAAAAGAUGCAAGAAUAGAUUAAAAGAAGAAAAUAUAUACAGUAAAUCAUGCAAAAAGCAUUCACAAGAAUCAUGUUUCAUAAACCUAAAAUAUUGUUUUGUAUACAAGCAAAAAAAAAAGAUGGAAAUCAUGAUGCACAAUCAUAUGAUAAGGAUUUAACUUUAAGAUUGAAUCUCUAGGAAUUGUUCUGUGAUACUUGCCAAAUAUUUGUAGAACUUUCAUUAUAUAA